Messenger RNA from Spinacia oleracea (spinach), 3262 nucleotides. RefSeq names its product small RNA 2'-O-methyltransferase. The transcript has 9 exons. The record is from RefSeq and is a predicted model, not a curated record. Bases 156 to 3014 code for a protein of 952 amino acids. Lineage: Eukaryota; Viridiplantae; Streptophyta; Magnoliopsida; Caryophyllales; Amaranthaceae. Gene Ontology annotation, biological process: siRNA processing; RNA methylation; piRNA processing. Gene Ontology annotation, cellular component: cytoplasm; nucleus. Gene Ontology annotation, molecular function: S-adenosylmethionine-dependent methyltransferase activity; O-methyltransferase activity; peptidyl-prolyl cis-trans isomerase activity.
GGUGGUCCGUUUACCUCCCCCAACCAACAAUUUUCCAUCGCUCAAACCCCCAUUUUCCUGUCCAAUUGCUCAUAACAUGCCCAAGUAUCUAAGAAUUUGUAGUCUUCCCAAACACUAGAAAAAACUCUUUCAAAGACUAGAAAAACCCUCUUUUCAUGGAAACCCCAAAAUCAUCAACUUGUUCUUCUCCAAUUGUUAAGCAGCCAACGCUAACACCAAAAGCCAUAAUUUACCAGAAAUAUGCGAAUAAAGCAAGCUAUAAAAUUGAGGAAAUUCUAGGACAAUCUUCUCAAAAUGGGUGCCCUGGAUUGGCUGUUUCUCAAAAGGGUCCUUCCCUUUUCCGCUGUCACUUGGAACUCCCGGAUUUUUCCAUUGUUUCACAACCCUGUAAGAAGAAGAAGGAAGCUGAGCAGUUGGCUGCAUUAAUGGCUUUACAGAAGCUAGGCAUUGAUUCCCUGCAAAGCAGCCUCACAGAACCAGAUGCAGCAGAAGAGUUGCUCUCUCGUCUCUCAUUUAUCUUUUCAAGUGAGUUCCAGUCAUCACUUCAUCCACUAAGCAGUCAUUUGAAAGCCGUUUCUUACAGAGAGGGUGAACUUAGUGGCUCAAUUCCUGUAUCUGUUUUAAGUGCUUGUGAUGCCAAGCUUGGUAAUUUAUGCAGAUCCCUUGAUGCAAGGAUUGAGUCAAAUCCUUUCUUAUCUAUACCUCUUAUCCUGAGAGCUGCAGUCAGGUUAUCAGAAUUACUUGUUGUAUCAGAGGAAGAUCUUUGGAUCAGGAGGAGGAAUCCUUACCCCUCAAAUGCUAUGCCAGAAUUAGCCAACCAACAGUCGGACGUGACAAAUGGGCCUUUGACAGAGGCUGUAUAUAUUCCAUUUUCACUUAAUAAGGAUGUAAGAACUAUCGGUAUGAAUCUGUCUUUCAAAGGCUAUUACCUUGAUGUUAUUGCCAAAGAGCUUGGUGUUCUUAAUGCCUCAAAGGUCCUUAUCUCUAGGACCAUUGGUAAAGCUUCGUCUGAGUCAAGACUGUAUUUUUCUGCUUUAGAGACGCGUAAUUUUAAUUCAAAGUUGGAGUUGUAUAAUGCAGAAGAGUCUGAUUCUGACAGGUCUUUCAAUAUCUAUGCUAGUUAUUUGCUGGGACAACCUGUUUAUGGUAAUGCAAUUUUAGCAUCAGUUGCAUACACAUGGAGAGGUGCAGAGUUAUUUAAUGAAGAUGUAUCUUUGCGUUCCUAUUUCAGGAUGCUUGUUGCAAGAAUGCCUGAUGGGCUUUUCAAGUUAUCUAGAGAAGCAUUAUUUGUAGCAGAUUUGCCUAGAUUAUUCACCACCAAAACAAAUUGGAGGGGCUCUUUGCCAAGGGAUCUCCUCUGUGCCUUCUGCCGUCAACAUAGACUCUCUGAACCUGUUUUUAAUGUUGUCUGCAACUCAGAUCAAGAUUUGCCUGGACCAUGCAAAAGUCUGGCCAAUGAAAAGUCAAUCAUGGGAUUUACAUCUAAACCUGGAGGGGAUGUGGCCACAUUUAUCCCUAAUCAAAAUGAAGUACAAUCCUUUAGUUGUGAAAUAAAAGUGUUUUCAAAGAAUCGCAAUUUAAUUCUUGAAAGUUCUCCAGUAGAUAAUUUCAUGAAACAGGGGGAUGCAGUGCAGAAUGCUUCUCUGAAAGUUCUUUCCUUUUUGAACCUGUACUUCAAGCAACCAUGUAUUUCUUUGGAGGAGCUGUCUUUACUUGGUGUUAAAUGUAACAUUAAUUGCCACUCGACAUGCUUCUUGAAGGAGUUCUCACUCUGUCAAGUGAUGCACAAGGUUCAGCAGCAAAGUCAUUUACUACGAGGCCACAAAUUAAACUUAAACCACGUAAAUCCAUAUAAUGGUUUGAUUAGCGUUGAGAAUAAACAAUUAAGCAUACAAGGAACAGCGUGUGGAUCAUUACCUUCAAAUGGAUAUCUUGUCUCUAUAAGUUAUAGUGUCUUUUUGGUAUCAGAAGGGAAGAAAAAACAAGAAAUUUUGGAGAAAAGUGAUGAAUUCGAGUUUGAGAUUGGCUCAGGAGCAGUAAUUUCAUGCAUUGAAACCGCUAUUUUGCAGAUGACAGCUGGACAAUCUGUCUGCUUCUACAUGGGCAUGCCACAAUCGGAAGUGGUUUUGGCUGCUUCUAUGAACUCUGAGAAAGUCCUAUCCCUUUUAUCCUCAACUCCUUGCUGCUUGGAAUUCUCCAUCACUUUGUUGCGAUUAACAGAACCUUUUGAAGACAGAAUGGAACAGGCUCUGUUCAGCCCUCCCCUGUCAAAGCAGCGUGUAGAGUUUGCAUUGCAGUGCAUUAAAGAAUUUUCUGCCACUUCUUUGAUUGAUUUUGGGUGUGGAUCUGGAAGCUUAUUGGAAUCCUUAGUUGAUACGCCGAGCUCUUUGGAAAACAUUGUUGGGAUUGAUAUUUCUCAAAAGGGUCUCAUUCGCGCUGCCAAGGUCCUUAAUACCAAACUAGAGAAGCUCGAGGCUGUGAUGCCCAGAUCAAUGAUUAAAUUAGCAGUUCUUUAUGAGGGUAGCAUUACUGCUUUUGAUUCUCGUUUGAGCGGAUAUGAUAUAGGGACAUGCUUAGAGGUGAUAGAGCAUAUGGAGGAAGAUCAAGCAUGCUUAUUUGGUGAUAUUGCACUCGGACUAUUUUGCCCUAGGGUCCUUGUUGUUUCGACCCCGAAUUAUGAGUACAAUGUCAUUCUGCAAAAGUCUAAUCUAGCAAACCAAGAGGAGGAUCCAGAUGAUAAAGAACCACUGUUGUGUAAAUUCCGGAAUCAUGAUCACAAGUUUGAGUGGACAAGAGAACAAUUUAAUCACUGGGCAUCUGGCUUGGCACUGAAAUACAAUUACAGUGUUGAAUUUGAUGGUGUGGGAGGAAUACAAGGUGUGGAACCAGGGUUUGCUUCUCAAAUAGCAGUUUUCAAGAGGAACCAACAGGACCCUCUCAGAGAUUCUGGAUUAUCAGCAGAGACGGAAAACCAAUAUAAGACUCUUUGGAAAUGGGAUGCUUCUGUUUCCUAGUCAGUAAGUAGGGGCCUUACAAUUUUUUUUUAUUUUCUUGUCAAUUGCAAAUAUGUUUGAGGGUUUCACUUUGUUUCAUAACUCAAAGGUCCUUGUCUUUGAAAAGGUUGACUAUCUCAUCCUGCUUCUGUUUAGAAUUACCCAGAACAAUCUUACUUGGGUGAUGUCUUCUAUACUGUGGAAUCCGUUCCCAUAGCAUAGCUAGUUAUUCUGGUAAAAGAAUUGUUCAUAUAUGUGGUUUCGUAUCA